Henningerozyma blattae CBS 6284 is the source of this 1362-nucleotide messenger RNA. Its product is annotated as DEAD/DEAH box helicase. Gene Ontology annotation, molecular function: ATP binding; RNA helicase activity; nucleic acid binding. Bases 1 to 1362 code for a protein of 453 amino acids. The transcript has a single exon. The record is from RefSeq and is a predicted model, not a curated record. Lineage: Eukaryota; Fungi; Ascomycota; Saccharomycetes; Saccharomycetales; Saccharomycetaceae.
AUGACCCUGAUUCAAGAAGAUGAUGUAUUAGAGUAUAGUGAUAUUGACGAAGCUAAUCGUCAUAAAGAUUUAGCUAUUUCAUCUAGCAAAGAAGCUGUUGAUAAUAGGGAUCAGGAAAAAAAGACUGAUGAUUCAGAGGAUGUUGAGAUGACUGAAAAUGAAGAUCCUAGCUUAGCAUCUCAAUCUAGACAAAACAAUUCGGAUGCACAGUUGAUACCUUCUUUCAAAGAUUUCAUGCUAAAGCCAGUGUUAAUUAAGGCAUUAAUGGAUAUUGAAUUCGAACAUCCAUCUGAAGUUCAGCAACAAGCUCUUCCUCAAGCUCUUAUAGGUAGAGAUAUAUUAUGUCAAGGGAAAUCAGGGUCUGGUAAAACUGCGAUAUUUAUCUUAUCUACAUUGCAGAAUAUCAAUCUAAUCAGAGGAGAAGUUUCAUGUGCAGUUCUGUGUCAUUCUAGAGAAUUAGCAUAUCAAGUCAAUGAAGAGUAUAAAAAAUUUUCCAAAUAUAUGGUAGAUUUAAUUACAGUAGCUAGUAUUGGCGGAACAUCUAUAAAAAAUGAUGGGGGAGUCUUUAAAAAUAAAAAAAAAUGUCCAAACAUUGUAGUUACUACACCAGGUAGAUUAUUAGUAUUAGUGAAAAAUAAAAUUGUUGAUCCCACUCAAUUGAAAACUAUUGUAAUUGAUGAAUGUGAUAAAGUAUUGAGUGAAGAGAAAAUGAGAAAUGCCUUUGAUGAGGUAUUUAAAUUGACACUGAAUGAAAAGCAGAUGAUGAUGUUUUCUGCUACACUAUCUAAUGAAGCCAAAGAAAUUUGUCAAAAAUACACUCAAAAUCCAUUGCAGAUUUAUAUUGCAAAUGAAAAAAAAUUAAUUCUGCCAAGAUUGAAACAAUAUUUCUUUAAAGUUGAAGAAAAGAGAAAGACUCAGAAAUUAACAGAAAUAUUAGAUGAUGUUAAUUUCAAUCAAGUUAUUAUAUUCGUCAAAAGUCCCAAAAAUGCCAAAUUAUUAGCUACAAUAUUAAAUGAAUUAAACUUUACAGCAAUUACUAUUAAUGGGUAUACAAAGACUAAUCUUCGGUUACAAAAUUAUAAGGAUUUUAAAGAGAAUGAAGUCAAGAUAUUAGUGACUACUGAUAUGUUUGGUAGGGGGCUUGAUUUUAAAAGAGUAAAUUUAGCAAUUAAUUAUGAUUUACCCAUUUCUAUAGAUACCUUCUUGCAUAGGGUGGGCAGAACUGGUCGUUUUGGUAGUAAAGGAUUAGCUAUAUCAUUCAUUUCUAAUAAAAAAGAUGAAGAAAUGAUUGAAAAUAUACAACAGAGAUUUGAUAUAAGGUUACAGGAAGCUAAAAAUGGUGAAGAUAUUUGUGUUAUUUGA